Molecule: messenger RNA, 5877 nt
Organism: Ictidomys tridecemlineatus (thirteen-lined ground squirrel)
Lineage: Eukaryota; Metazoa; Chordata; Mammalia; Rodentia; Sciuridae
Source: RefSeq, a predicted model, not a curated record
GGCACAGGGAGGUAUCUACAAUGAGAGGUUCAGUGGGUGCCUUUGUCUGGAAUUUGAAAGAAAGCUGAGGAUUGAAGAUGGAAAUUUGGGAGGCCUCUGACCUCAAGAAGUAGUUAAAACUUUGAGCUGUGCAUGAGAAUUCCCAGGGAGUGUCCAUAAGUGAGAGGGUAGGGGGCCAGGUGCCAGGCCCGCAAAUCUGUUUAAAUUCCAUGUGUUCCUUUAACAACAUGCCCCUCUGUGGUCAUUGUUUGGAGGAGAAUGUGCAUAUCCCACUUAGGGUCUCCGGUUCAAAGAUAGAAUCUCAUUGUUCACCAUGAUCCAUCUGGCCGCAGUAAGAUGUCAUUGUCUAUGAUCUACCAAAUCCCAUGGGCUCCUUUCCUUCUGCAGUAAAAGUCUUUCAAAAAUAAGACAUUUCCGAGAGACUUCAAAAACAAACCUGGCACGUCUACAGUCUAAAGGACUCUCUUGUUGAAAACCAGGAAAGACUUCCCAGUGUCAGGGGUUGCCCGUUUCUGUCCCUCUCAAAUCACUGGAAAUAAAGUCAGCUUGAAGAAUUAACUUAAGUAAUAAAACCAGGAAGAGCUGGAUGUGAAUGAGCUGAAACUGGAAGAAAUCCUUUUGUUCAUUUCAGGGGUUUCAGGGAGUGCUCAGCAGGCAGCUAAGCUAGUUCAUUAACUGAGGAGAAGCGUGUUCUGAAGCAGGCGCCCAGAAAAACAUAUUGUGUGGCAAAAAUGGACUCUAGAAAUCAUACACUCUAGAGUCAUGCAACUUUUGUUUUUGUUAAUGAAUGGCUUCCCUUCACCACACACACACAAAAAAUCAUUCAUUUAAAACAAUUAGCAAAUCUAUUUACCAGGAGAAGAUUUCUUUGCUAGGAAAAAUGUGAUAUUUCUGGCUACCCUGGAGCCAUCGACCUUUAGAAUUAUUUGAUUCUUAUAGCGUCAUUUUUACUACACACUUAAAAAAAAAAAGUUGACAUUUGAAAACCUUUUUCUCUGCUUUUGAAAUCCAAAUCCUAACUGAAGAGUCCGUAAGUGGCAUCCUGUCCAACCGAGGUGUUUUUUUCUUGACUAUGUCUUUGCCGUGUUAAAUUGUCCUACGUUGCACAGGAUGAUGCCCCAGGCCAGGCCUGUUGAGGGUCUCCGUUGCAUUGUUAGUAGGUACACGUCAGACAUGCUGAGAGGGCAGGUGGGAGAGGCUGAAGGACUUGAUCUCCUCCCUGCUAGGGCUCUCCUCUUUCACUAGUGCUGCUCCCACUGAACAGCCCUGAGAAUAAGCUCCUGUGUGAGCCCUCAGAGGCCAAGGAGUAUUGUUGAGUUCAGAAAGGAAUUGCUUUCUUUUUUGUGAUAAUUUGAAUAUUUUGACAAUGAAGCUAAGCUACUCUACUGCCUGGUUUGCUUACCUCACGUUCAGCGAGCCCUUUCCUGGGAAGCCGAAGGGAGUCCGGCCUCUCUGAAUACAUAAAUUGGUAUUGUCCACUUGUGAGCUGGGCAGACGCAAAGAAUCAUCUAGAAGAUUUCUUUUGCUUCAGUGUUUUAAAGCUCUUGAAAAAAAAGAUACAAAUGUUUAGGGACCACCUAAUUAAACCACAAUGGUAGAUGUUGAGCAUUUUGAGACAACAGGUGAACCAUGCAGUUGAUUUGUGAAGCUUUUGUACAUGCAAAACAAAGAAUAACUUCCAAACAGACUCCCCGGGUGAUUCAAGUAACCUGGUCACCUCCAGUUUUAUCCUGAACUUUGCUGGGUCAUUUUUAAAUGUUAGUUGUCUGACAAGGCCAUAUAUAUAUAUUUCUCAUUUUCAACUUAAAGCACUGUUCUUUUGCAAAAUAAAUGGUCAUAGCCCUUUUUUAAAAAAAUAAAAUUAAAGCAAGCAUCCAAGUGAAUAAAUCACUUAGGUGAGCUAAUUGGCUUUUUUUCAUAAUAAAUUUACUUUUGUACAAUUUAAGAGAACCCGAGCAGCUUUCCCCCUAAGAGGAUCUACUGGUUGGAAUAGUCUUAGUAGGAAGAAGUCAAAUUUUAUAAUUAAUUGGAGCAGAGAGACUGGUUUCCAAAUGCUCAUCAGGGUUGUGGUACAAAGCAGGUGACAGACUUGGCUUCUGAGAAUCUGGUAGAAACACAAGUUCUUGGGGCCCCAUUUUACCAUUUCAGUCUGUGCUAGUUUGCCCUGUGGCCUAGGAAUCUGUAUUUCUAAAGGACUUCCCUGCUGAUUCUCAUGCACAGCCAGGUUUAAUAAUCAUGGACUAUUUCAUUAGGAGGUACCCUGCAAAUUUGAUAAACCUAUAAGUCUAUAUGAAGCUUUUGUUGAAAGUGUCAACUGGAUAUUGCUGACUUUCUUUCAAUUCAUAAUUUGUUUCAGGUUCUGUUACUGCGUGGAUUUGCAUACCUGUUUUAUGGUAUUUUAAUACUGUUGGUUUAAAAGAAAUACCAUUUCCUCUGAGUGCUGUUUUGAAUAUUUUAUGUAAGCAACUUCAAGUAUUCUUUGUUUUACUCGCAGAAAGCAGGGAAAAACUUGAGCAUGGUUCUAAUCCAGUUGCAAGUAGGACAGAGGAUAUAAUAUAAGUAAAGAUCACCCACCAAAAUGCAUGAAAAAGCAGUAGGAAUUCUGUAGACCACCUCAGUGGUGUGUGUGUGUUCACUCAUAAAUGGAAGCUCAGGUUAUAGUGUGAUGGGGAGCGUGUUCUUCUAGCUUCAUUCACUGAAGAUGUGCAAGUCUCUUACAGGUUUGAAUCUUCAGGCUUCUGAGAGAACUUCAUGGUUUGAAUCUUCAGACUUGUGAGAGAACUCUGAGCCUGAGGUGUGGCUGAUGUAUCCUGUCACCCAGUAGGCUGUCAGAUGAUGCAGACCCCCUUCCUGUGCCUGGAUCUCUUCUGUGCCUCAGACUUUCUCGCUUGGGCUCAAGGCUGCAUGUGAAGUGGGACUUGGGAAAGGAGAGGACAGAACUAGUGGCUGCUGCUGCUGCCUCUGCCCUGCACCUUCCUUCCCUGUGUGCCUCAGUGGUACACCGUUUGAUUGGCCUAUCUGAAAAGGAAGGUGUGAGAAGCAAAGCCCAUGGCUGUAUUCCCCUGCCAAAUAUGUGGCAAAACGUUCCUCACUCUGGAGAAGUUCACUGUUCACAGUUAUUCCCACACCAGGGAGCGCCCAUUCAAGUGUUUGCAGACCGACUGUGGCAAAGCCUUCGUUUCCAGAUAUAAAUUGAUGAGGCAUAUGGCCACUCACUCGUCGCAGAAAUCUCACCAGUGCACGCAUUGUGAGAAGACGUUCAACCGGAAAGACCACCUGAAGAACCACCUCCAGACCCACGACCCCAACAAGAUGGCCUAUGUGUGCGAAGAGUGUGGGAAGAAGUACCACACCAUGCUGGGCUACAAGAGGCACAUGGCCCUGCAUUCAGCCAGCAGCGGGGACCUCACCUGUGGGGUCUGCGCUCUGGAGCUGGGGAGCACCGAGGCGCUGCUUGACCACCUCAAAGCCCAUGCAGAAGAAAAGCCCCCGCCUGUACCCAAGGAGAAGAAGCACCAGUGCGACCAUUGUGAGAGAUGCUUCUACACCCGGAAGGAUGUGCGACGCCACCUGGUGGUCCACACAGGAUGCAAGGACUUCCUGUGCCAGUUCUGCGCCCAGAGAUUUGGGCGCAAGGAUCACCUCACCCGUCAUACCAAGAAGACACACUCGCAGGAGCUCAUGAGAGAGAGUAUGCAGGCCGGGGGAGACCUUCUGAGCAACUUCCCCACUAUGGAGCCUUCAUUCCAAGUGAAGGCUGCUCCCAUGUCUCCUUUCCCGAUAGGAGUUCCUGCCCAGGAUGGGCUUGUAGGUAGCUUGCCACCUGAGGUUCACAGCCUCACCCUUGGGCCUCCAGAACAGGCCAUCCAGCCUAUGCCACCACCACUGCCAGAGCCCAUUGUCUCUCUGCACCCCAUGGUAGCACCAAGCUCUCCUCCUGAAGUCUUUCAGAUUCCUAAGUUCACCACCAGUGCUACCUCAUACCCUAUACUUCCUAGCCUGCCUUUCAAAGCAGAUGCUAAAGGGUUUUACAACAUCACUUUCUUUGAGGACUUGCCUAUGCAAGAACCUCAGCCACCUCACAGGUUCAACCUUGGUUUUGAGCUGGCUAAUGGAGAGCUCCUUCCUGGGGAGCUGGUGGCAGAUGCUGUGAAUCUAACAAUCCCUGCCGCUCUCGACAUAUCCUCCCUGUUGAGUUUCUGGCAGUUUGUCCCUCCUGCUCCCCCAAAUGUCUUUGGAGAUAGCACUAUCACUCUGGGGCCUAUGGAACCUCUGCCCCAUAUACAGCUGCCACAGGGGCAGCCGCAGAUACAGCUGCCACAGGCGCAGCAGCAGAUACAGCUGCCGCAGCUGCAGGAACAGCAGCUGCAGGAAGUGCAGCUCCAGCAGGGGCAGCUGCAGGAGGUGCAGCUGCAUGAGAUACAGCUGCAGGAGGCGCAGCUGCAGGAGAUGCAGAUGCAGGAGGGGGAGAUGCAGGAGGGAGAGAUGCAGGAGGGGGAGAUGCAGGAGGAAGAGCUGCAGGAGGAGCAGCUGGAGGAGGGGCAGCCACCAGAAGCCCCAGUGGCUGUGGGCACCGUGAAUUUGGGCCAGCUCCCCCUACCCCCGAUUCCCCCUGUCUUUACAAAUGGCACCACCACUGCCAUCCUGCCUCAUUUCCAUCAUGCCUUCAGAUAAAUCGUCUUUAAAAGCAAAUUUUUCUGAUUGUGGAAGAUGUUCUAAGAAGCAUUUUAAACAUCAGUUAUGAUACAAGGAAAGAUGUAGAAAACAGGAAUGGGAGUAUGGCGUAUUCAGUGAUGACUUGUCUUAAGAGAAUUCUCGAAUUGCAUGUAUUGUGCCAAUCUGUCCUGAGUAUUCAUGCUUUGUACCAAAUUUAACGAGUGCGUGUUCUUUAAUCAAACUGCAAAUAUUGUCAUAACCAACAUCGAAAAUGACAGCUGCUAUAUAUAAGUGUUUGUCAUAUUGAGUUUAAUUGUAAGCCAUGAUCAUCAUGUUAACUAAAUAACUUUUUAUGUGGCACUGCCUAGUAUGGAAAGGCUUGGACUUCUCCAAGUUGGGAGAACAACUUUUUUUUUCUUUUUCUUUUUCUUUUUUAAUAAGAAUAUAACCUUUAUAUGUAUGCUAUAUUACAACUAAGCUGUGUAUCUCUCUGUUCAGGGAUUUUUCUACCUUUAGGGUUGAACGUAGUUUAGUUACUAUUACCAUAGCCAACCUGUAGUUUUAGAGAAAUAAAAUCCUUGUAGAACAAUAGGUUCCUCCAUUUUUAAGCAUUUUAAAUGUAGUUUGAAUAUUUUCCAUAUGAUGCUGCAAUGUGAGUUAUCACUUCAUUUAUCUUAAAGACAAAACUGGUUGUCAGUUACAUCUGCCUGAAAAAAAAAAAUCACUGUGUAACCAGGUUAAGUGGUAAAAUAAUCCAGGCGUCAGACAAAGACAUUGUGCUGACUAUAAUAUCGAUUAUAUUUUUAACAGGAAUUUAAAAAUAUUACUGGAAUUUAUAUAUUAAACGAGUUUUCUUUGCCUAGCUUAAACUACUAUUCAAGCUGCUUAAGUUCCUAAGUAUUGUUUUUAAUCACCAAUAGAUAAGUGCAUUUGUAAUUCAUCAGUUUAAGCCAUUAUUAGCAUUUACUCAAAGAGGAUUACAUUUUACAAUGUAAUUGUACCUGUAAUCUCUGUCUCUGAAAUCUUUCUCUUGAGGAUUACAUUUUACAAUGUAACUGUACCUGUAAUCUCUGUCUCUGAAAUCUCUUUCUCUUGAAUAUGGUAUCUUAUGAGUUUUUGACAUGUAAACUGUAACCUUUUAGAAACCUUUGUAUUUUGUUUAGAGGUUUUCUUUUCCAUAAACAUGUAUCUUACAUAUAAUAAACUUUACAUAUCUUGCAA